Messenger RNA from Synchiropus splendidus (mandarinfish), 3252 nucleotides. It is a transcript of the gene atp6v0a1a, whose product is annotated as ATPase H+ transporting V0 subunit a1a. Gene Ontology annotation, cellular component: vacuolar proton-transporting V-type ATPase complex; plasma membrane; vacuolar proton-transporting V-type ATPase, V0 domain. Gene Ontology annotation, molecular function: proton-transporting ATPase activity, rotational mechanism; ATPase binding. Bases 159 to 2684 code for a protein of 841 amino acids. The record is from RefSeq and is a predicted model, not a curated record. NCBI's taxonomy places the organism in Eukaryota, Metazoa, Chordata, Actinopteri, Syngnathiformes, Callionymidae. The transcript has 22 exons. Gene Ontology annotation, biological process: proton transmembrane transport; vacuolar acidification.
CCACACUUCCGCCCAGGAGUAGCUGGUGAAGAACAGCAGCUUCACUCACCGCUUUGAAACGGGCAGCUAAAGACAGGAAAAAAGCUUGCGUAGACGCAAAAAACAUUCCCAGAAAGUGUCAAGAAUAGGGUGCUGGUCACUCACGUCCUCAAACAAACAUGGGGGAUCUAUUUCGAAGCGAAGAGAUGACUCUGGCCCAGCUCUUCCUCCAGUCAGAGGCUGCGUACUGUUGUGUCAGCGAACUGGGGGAGAUCGGAAUGGUGCAGUUUCGUGAUCUAAACCCGGAUGUCAAUGUUUUCCAAAGAAAGUUUGUCAAUGAAGUACGACGAUGUGAGGAGAUGGAUCGCAAACUCAGAUUUGUAGAGAAGGAAAUCAAAAAGGCAGACAUUCCAAUUAUGGACACCGGCGAAAACCCUGAAGUCCCAUUUCCACGGGACAUGAUCGAUUUGGAGGCCACGUUUGAGAAGCUAGAGAAUGAGCUGAAAGAAAUCAACACGAACCAAGAAGCCUUGAAAAAGAACUUCCUGGAACUGACCGAGCUGAAACACAUUCUGCGACGCACACAACAGUUUUUUGAUGAGAUGGAAGAUCCAAGUUUAUUGGAGGAGUCCUCCACUCUCCUGGACCCCAAUGAGGUCAAUCGAGGAGCUCCUCUAAGACUUGGGUUUGUGGCUGGAGUCAUCGGUCGGGAACGUAUUCCCACAUUUGAACGAAUGUUGUGGAGAGUUUGCAGAGGAAAUGUGUUUUUGAGGCAGGCGGACAUCGAAGAUCCCCUGGAGGACCCUACAACGGGUGACCAAGUCCACAAGUCUGUCUUCAUCAUCUUCUUCCAGGGUGACCAGCUGAAGAACAGAGUGAAAAAGAUCUGUGAGGGGUUCAGAGCAACAUUGUAUCCAUGUCCGGAAACUCCUCAGGAGAGGAAGGAAAUGCUGGCAGGCGUGAACGCUCGCAUUGAUGACCUGCAGAUGGUGCUGAACCAAACCGAGGACCACAGGCAGAGGGUCCUGCAGGCCGCGGCCAAGACGGUGCGAGUGUGGUUCAUCAAAGUGAGGAAGAUGAAGGCCAUCUACCACACUCUGAACCUCUGCAACAUCGACGUGACGCAGAAGUGCCUGAUUGCUGAGGUGUGGUGUCCCAUCUCUGACAUGGACUCCAUUCAGUUCGCCCUGCGCAGAGGAACGGAAAAAAGUGGCUCCACUGUUCCGUCCAUCCUCAAUCGUAUGCAGACCAAGCAAACUCCUCCGACCUACAACAAAACAAACAAAUUCACAUCAGGAUUCCAGAAUAUUGUUGAUGCUUAUGGCAUUGGCAGCUACCGUGAGAUGAAUCCAGCACCAUACACCAUCAUCACCUUCCCCUUCUUGUUUGCGGUCAUGUUUGGUGACCUGGGUCACGGGACUCUCAUGACCUGUGCUGCUCUUUACCUUGUGUUGAGGGAGAAUAGGCUGAUGGCUCAGAAGAGUGAUAAUGAGAUGUUCGGCAUGGUGUUUGCUGGUCGCUAUAUAAUCCUGCUGAUGGGAAUCUUCUCCAUUUACACGGGAACCAUUUACAACGACUGCUUCUCCAAGUCGAUUAAUAUUUACGGUUCGGGCUGGAGUGUCAGGCCCAUGUUUAACCCGCGGGUUGGUGGCAAUUGGUCUGAGCAAACCCUGCUGGACAAUCGAGUUUUGCAGUUGGAUCCAGCAGUAGAUGGAGUCUUCAAUGGACCAUAUCCAAUUGGUAUUGAUCCGAUCUGGAACAUCGCUACGAACAAGCUGAACUUCCUCAACUCUUUCAAGAUGAAGAUGUCUGUCAUUCUGGGAGUCAUCCACAUGGCUUUUGGAGUCACUCUCAGUCUCUUCAAUCACCUGUAUUUCAAAAAGCCUCUGAAUAUCUACUUUGGCUUUAUCCCUGAGAUCAUCUUCCUGGUCAGUUUGUUUGGCUACUUGGUGCUCCUCAUCUUCUACAAAUGGGUUGCGUACAACGCACGGACCUCCAAGGAUGCUCCGAGUCUCCUCAUCUCUUUCAUCAACAUGUUCCUCUUUAACUACAGCGACCCCAGCAACAAGCCUUUAUACGCUGGACAGAUGGGCUUGCAGUCCUUCCUGGUGAUCCUUGCCUUGGCCUGUGUUCCGUGUAUGUUGGUAGUGAAAACUAUGAUGAUGCGAAGAGAAUACAUGUGGCGGAAAAACCUGGGCACGCAGAACUUCGGAGGAAUCCGGGUGGGGAACGGGCCCACGGAGGACGAGGCUGAAAUCAUUCAGCAUGAUCAACUCUCUCAACACUCGGAGGACGAGGCAGAGGCCCGAGAAGAGGAAGAGAUCGACUUUGCCGAUUUGGCGGUGCACCAGGCGAUCCACACCAUUGAGUACUGUCUGGGCUGCAUCUCCAACACAGCCUCGUACCUGCGGCUGUGGGCCCUCAGUCUGGCCCACGCAGAGCUGUCUGAGGUUCUGUGGUCCAUGGUCAUGCACAUUGGACUUUCAGCCAAAGGCAUCGGGGGCUUUGUGGUUCUCUCCAUCGUCUUUUUCUUCUUUGCGGUUCUCACAGUGUCAAUCCUCCUCAUCAUGGAGGGCCUGUCGGCAUUCCUGCACGCUCUCCGUCUGCACUGGGUGGAGUUCCAAAACAAGUUUUACACGGGACAGGGCUUCAAGUUCCUCCCCUUCACCUUUGAAAGCAUCCUGGAUGGGAAGUUUGAGGACUGAGGUCCUCCGCUGCUCUGUGUCGUGUUGAACUGUAGACGUGUGACAGUGUCGUUUUAACAAUUCUGAAGUUGUCCUCGAAGUGACUCCUGCAUCUGAAGAUGAAUCGCUGUUAAUGUUUGUGAUCUCUGAAAUGAAAACACUCAACACCACCACCAGUCAUUUGAUGUAUUUAUCGUCUCUUGUUUCUUUUAAAUCAAAGAGUUAUGGCUCCGGACGGUGAAGAAACGUCUGGAUCAGCUCAGAGGAAGUGAUUGACUCUACUUAUUGUGUGUGUGUGUCGUGUUGUAAGUGUUAUAUUAUUUAUGUGACUUGUUCUUGUAGGUUUUUGAAAAUCCUCUCGGCAGCACCGAUCACUGUUUUGAAAACUAAAGCCGUGCACAGAUCAUUGGCGGACUUCAUUCAUGAUGGAGUAUUUAUUGAUCCGCUUCCGUCGAUCCACUCUCGCCGUUCCUGCUGUAAUAAUCCUUUAUGUAACAUUUAUAAAUGUUGUCUUGACUGAAAACGCAGAACAAUUAUGCACAUGGUAACUCGUCGUGGAAAAAUAAACCUGCUCUGACAAAGUUUGUUG